GCCUCCGGACAUGCUGAAAGUUUGGCUCUCCCAAAUUUAAAAGCAUAACCUUGUGAAAGAAUUCACGACGUAUACUAGCAAAUUAUUAGCAAUAUGCGUUCUCGCGUCACAGCUUUGCAGCACCGCAGAAAGAUGAGGGUUGACCAUCUCCGACCAUCAAUAAAAUGCUCCAGUUGAGACUCUAUAAGGUCCCAUUAUGUGUACUCGGAAAUUUGCUCGUCUCUUUUCGCAGAGCGAGGCGUUCUUAAUUCCCUUCCUUACUGUUUUCCCAACUACUCUCGCCUGCUCUUGAGGCCAACACAUUCCGUCUCAUACAGUAAUAUCUUUUUCGCGACAUUAACUUCCCCUGGCCUCCUACGUUACUCAUCCUCCGUUUUCAUGCAUUUCUGGUAGCCGUGUAUGUAAGCUCUUUCUUUCUUCUCCCCCUCCCCUAUUUCUUCCUAUUUUUCCCCCUAAAUAAAAUUCUCAUAAACGAGCUCCUGUUGACUUUCAAAUUUUCCCCCCGAGGGAGUCUAUAAGAUAUUCGAGCCGCAUACAUAAAAAGCCAUAUGGAAGGUGUUUCGGGGGCCUUUCCACGGCGCGGGGAACCCGGUUCUGUCUCGCACCGGGUUCGGCAAGUUGGGGCAUUCGAACCUAGUUCCGGCACGGCGGGUUCUGUCGGGCGGCGGUUUUCGCCGCCGUCGUGUUGUUCUCAGGGCAGGCGCCAAUGCUGCUCGACGACAGACAAUAAGGUGUCGCAAGAACGGAGUAAAACUGAGGAUAAACCCGUGGAGCGUGCCAUUGCUGGUUCCACCUCCAGCCGCCAGAGGGAGUCCACACAUUAUACGCAUUUUCUAACGAAGCUCGGCUAUAGAAUGGGUCCCACGGUCGGGACUGGGUCCUACUCCAAAGUUAAACUUGCGGAGAAAUUUGACAGUUCUGGCCGCAGGAGUGAGAAAGUUGCCUGCAAGUUGAUCGAUACGAGGAAAGCCUCAAAAUCCUACGCUACGAAGUUCCUACCCCGAGAAUUGGCCAUCAUCCGAUCAAUCAAUCACCCAAAUCUGGUGAAAGUCAAGCAAAUCGUUGAUCUCGGGCCUCUGGUCUGUGUCUUCAUGGAGUACGGUUGCCAAGGAGACUUACUGGAUUAUGUGCAAAAAUCCGGUCCCAUCUUCGACCCUGAGGCUCGAGGGAUUUUCAAACAAAUAGUGACUGCUUUGGCGUAUCUUCACGGGCGUGGAAUUGCGCAUCGGGAUCUGAAAUGCGAGAAUGUGAUCAGAUUUCCGGACGGGGUCAUCAAGUUGACAGAUUUUGGGUUCGCCAGAGGAUUCCUCAACCCGGGUACUGGGUUACCAAUGCUGAGCUCAACUUUUUGCGGCAGUGUAGCUUAUGCCGCACCGGAAAUACUCCAGGCACUGCCGUAUGACCCGACGAAAUACGACAUGUGGUCCUUGGGCUGUAUUCUGUACAUCAUGAUGACAGCGAGGAUGCCUUUCCAUGGUGAUCGCAGCACAGGGAAAUUGCUGGAGCAGCAAUUGCAAUAUGCCGUGUCCUUUCCGAGAGGCUCUUCCUUGCACGUGCCUUUUGCAUGCAAAAAACUGAUCAGAGAUUUACUCAAUCCGCAGCCAGCACAACGACCCAGUGCCGAAGUGGUGCUUGAUUGCGCUUGGAUCAAAUACGCUCACAAGACAAACAUGCUUCGGGGUGCUGGUGAAGGAGGUGGAGGAGAAUGAUGCGCUCUUGUCUUUCUUUUUCGAUUUCAUUUUCAAGGGUUGCUUAUUAUUGGAGCAUUUGAUCUCGCUAUAUCUUGGACGUCUUCCAUUUGCACAUGCUUGGCUUUCUUCUUGAUCUGAGUGACUUCCUUCCGGAAUCUGAUGAAAGAAAAACAAGAAUACUGUCCAGUCUGCAAGAA
Molecule: messenger RNA, 1888 nt
Organism: Notodromas monacha
Lineage: Eukaryota; Metazoa; Arthropoda; Ostracoda; Podocopida; Cyprididae
Source: the annotation of a GenBank genome assembly